ACGACGACUAAGCAAGCCUCAAAAGGCAAACAGAGAGGAAGAAUCGCCACGAAAGAAGCUUAAGAAGCAAGAGAUUGAAUUUUCCCUUCAUUUUUCUAUUCGUUCUCACACGUCUUUCACCAUUUUCUAUUAUAAAAAUGCUCUUUUUAGACUUUUUGGUUUCAUUUGUUUAGUGGGCACCGAAAAAGUCAAGACCUUUUGCUUUCCAGGUAAGGAUCUAUCACCAGUAACCUCUUUUCUUCUUCUUCUCCUCACGAUUUCUCCUCAAUUGUACUGUUUUCAAUCGAAAUUUUUCUCCUUUUUGGGUGAUUUGUUUAGCUGAUUGAUUGUGGAUUGCAGGUAAAUUUCGAAGAAUCUGGCGUGUUCAGGUGGAUUGAUUCUUGCGAUCUGACCCUUCUCAUGAUUAGUUUUCGAUCUUCGAAUAGACCAACUGCGAGAUUCUCAUCUAUAACUCCGUUUUCCUAUUCAAUUUCUUAUCUCUUUCUACCAUCCAACGUCUUCUUCAUACGCUACUUCAAUUGCUCUAGAUUUCGCCUCAAAAUCUGACCCUCUUGUAGCUUGAAGCCACCCAAAGUCUCGUCUUUUACGUGUUCGAUUAGGUCAUUUUGAAACUCUGUUCUUAGAAUUAGGAAGGAAUAAAAUGGCUGACCGAAACUGGUUGAUUUCGUUCGAGGAUCUUCCUUCUCAUUUGAUCUUGGAGGUGUUGACCUCUGGGAAGCUUAGUGCGGUUGAUCUACUUAGCUUGGAAUUGACCUCUAAGGUUUUCGGAGGGAGCCAUGGAUUCUACCCUUUAAAAUUCAGAUCACUAGCUGAUUAUGCGGCGUCUCAGCUUUGCUCUAUGCAUCCUGUCUAUGUGGGAAUGGGUUUGACUACACAGAAAGAGCUCUUUGCCAAUUGUGAGGGAAACUGGAAGCGGCUUUUGAGUUUCUUACAGUCAGUUGAGCAAUCCUCAGAUAUGGUUGAAACCUCUCAAGGCAAAAUGCAAAUUGCAACAGGAAAGUAUCACACUUUGCUAAUCAACAACUCAAAGGUUUAUUCUUGUGGUGUAAGUUUGUCCGGUGUUCUUGCUCAUGGCCCUGAAACUACUCAAUGCGUAGCAUUUACGCCUAUAGAGUUUCCGUUCCCUGCACAAGUGGCUCAAGUCUCAGCCACACAGAACCAUUCUGCUUUCGUAUUGCAAUCUGGAGAGGUUCUCACUUGUGGGGAUAAUUCAUCGCAUUGCUGUGGUCAUUUAGAUACUAGCCGUCCAAUAUUUAGGCCUAAGCUUGUUGAGGUUUUGAAGGGGACUCCUUGUAAGCAGGUGGCUGCUGGGCUUCACUUCACUGUGUUUCUAUCAAGAGAAGGGCAUGCGUAUACUUGUGGAUCAAAUACACAUGGGCAGCUUGGUCAUGGCGAUACUAUGGACAGACCAGCACCCAAAGUUGUUGAGUUUCUUAAAAACAUUGGCCCUGUGGUGCAAAUCGCAGCUGGACCCAGCUAUGUUUUAGCUGUAACACAGGAUGGCUCGGUUUACUCGUUUGGCUCUGGUUCUAACUUCUGUCUUGGUCAUGGAGAGCAACAGGACGAGCUCCAGCCGCGUGUUAUUCAGGCUUUUAAAAGAAAAGGUAUUCAUAUACUCCGUGUCUCUGCUGGCGAUGAACAUGCCGUGGCACUUGAUUCCAAUGGCCGUGUCUACACAUGGGGUAAAGGUUACUGCGGUGCUCUAGGCCAUGGAGACGAAAAUGACAAGAUCACUCCUCAAGUUUUGGUCAAUCUCAAGAAUUGCCUAGCUGUCCAGGUGUGUGCAAGAAAAAGGAAGACUUUUGUUUUGGUGGAAGGUGGAUUAUUGUAUGGAUUUGGGUGGAUGGGGUUUGGAAGCCUUGGGUUCCCGGACAGAGGAGUUUCAGACAAAGUUCUGAGGCCAAGAGUAUUGGAGUGUCUGAAACCACACCGUGUCUCUCAAGUUAGCACUGGUUUGUAUCACACCAUUGUGGUCACUCAAGGUGGUCGGAUUUUUGGAUUUGGAGAUAACGAAAGAGCUCAGCUUGGUCACAACUCACUCCGCGGGUGCUUAGAACCAACCGAAAUCUUUCUCCAUUGUGGCCGUUCUCGUAGCCGGCUUUGUUGAUCCAAGGUAUAGAUAAACAACCCUGUUUGUAUGAACCUGAUUGAGAUUGGAUUUACCGGUUAGUGUAUUUUGUAUUGAUUUGUAUCUGUUUGAUUUUUCAAGUUGUGCGAGUAAUAGAAGAUAUUUCCGGAUCACUUUACCGCA
Arabidopsis lyrata subsp. lyrata is the source of this 2251-nucleotide messenger RNA. Its product is annotated as ultraviolet-B receptor UVR8. The record is from RefSeq and is a predicted model, not a curated record. The transcript is spliced from 6 exons. Bases 641 to 2107 code for a protein of 488 amino acids. NCBI's taxonomy places the organism in Eukaryota, Viridiplantae, Streptophyta, Magnoliopsida, Brassicales, Brassicaceae.